AACGGAAUGUUCUGGUUCUCUUGCGGAAGUCUCGCGCAUAUUUGGCUCGCGACCAAACUGAAAAACAGCAACGGGAGCGUCGAGAAGGGAGUCAGCGGCCCUUUGGCUGAGCUCGUCUGGAUUUUUGGGGGAAGAAGACUCGAUCACUAAAAUGACUAGAGGAAACCAGCGUGAGCUUGCACGCCAGAAAAAUGCUAAAAAGCAUACUGAACAGACUAAAGGCAAGAGAAAUGAGGAUGGGCUAUCUGCAGCUGCCCGGAAACAGAGGGAUGCAGAGAUAAUGCAACAGAAGCAAAAAAAGGCAAAUGAAGGAGGGAAAGGAAAGACCAAGUGAAGAAUGAAGUCUUGAGACAAAUUCAGCUCGGUGUCUCAAGAACCUGUUCAGCAUUCUACCUGAUAUUUAUAAGAAAGGAUCUUUUAAUUUUUGUCUAAACUCAAGAAUCCAGGAUCUGACUUUCCUCUCUAUGGCAAAUGACAUUGCUUGUUGGAUUUGUUGUUUUACACGAUGAAAUUAUGUCUGAGCAAGUUAGCGGUUGUGUCACUUUGGUGCUGCAUGCAGGGGCGCAUCAGUGGUGUAAGGAGCAGAAUAAUGAUGAACAAUUCUCAACACAAAGCAUCUGUGUAACAGUUGUGUAUUUUUGUACAAAGAUGUCCCCUGCUGGUUUCAAAUAAAGUGUAUCUUUUUUUUGUUUGUUUCAUA
Molecule: messenger RNA, 700 nt
Organism: Haplochromis burtoni (Burton's mouthbrooder)
Lineage: Eukaryota; Metazoa; Chordata; Actinopteri; Cichliformes; Cichlidae
Product: small EDRK-rich factor 2
Exons: 3
Coding region: 152-334 (60 amino acids)
Source: RefSeq, a predicted model, not a curated record